GCUUGCGGAUGUGGCUCGCGUGAGGGACGAGAUUUGGGGCGUUGUAUACCGGCCGUCAGAGAUCCUUUCCGAAGACGAAUAUCUGGUCAAGGUAUGGCUCGUGCAGUUGCAGGGGGUUGAAAGCGGCAUCCUCCGUUGGGAUGACUUCAUCCCUUCGUGCAAGUCGUGCCAUGCGAAGCUCCUGCCUGUUCUUGAUGACCAGUGCUCUUGCUCUGUGUGCGGUGGUCGAAAGGGGCCGAAGCAGUGCGUGCAGUUUGAGUGCCGUGGAGGCCUCGAGCGUUCAACCUGCGAGCCUUCAGAAGGCGAAUCCGAGAGACAGGCCUACUGUGGCAGUUACCCUUUCUUUGGUGGCUAUUCUGCCAUCGAGCAGGUCCAUGGGGAUGUUGGCCCGGCGUUGUGGCAGGAAAAGCUCGACAGCACCGAAGGGUUUGAGGUCGUGAUGGCUGCCUCCAUGUUUUUCGAGGCUACCGGGGACGACUGCGGAUGGCAUGCGGAAGCUCACAUUUUUGCUGAUCGGUUGCAGGAUACUCGCUGUACCCGAGUGCAAGUUCGACCGGAUGGGAAGUCGAUCCUCACGCCGACGCAGGUGAAAAUGGGUGGGCAGUUGUCAGCUCCCGUCUCCUCGGCAGUUGUUUUAGCAGAAUCGCACAACCACGGCCUAUACAUCUUGUUGCAGCGGUGGGGGAACAGCAGUUGCGUCAUAUCACGUGCGACUGGCAAAGACGCCAACAAAUGGACUGAAGUUGCUGAAUUGUCAUGCCCGGAUGUCUGCAAAGAUUUCAAGCAGCAGAUUGCGGAGAUCCGUGAUCCUACGAAACCAGGCUUAGCUUUCCUCGUGGGGCUGUCCAAAAAGAGUUUGUGGAUCAUGGAGGUUCCAUGCGGUGAUCUGGAAUAUGGGGAUCUCACAACGGCACAGCAAUUGGCCAGCAAAGUUCACUGGAGAAAACUGAUGGAUCUCCCUGGCUUGGAUGCCGACAAGGCAGAGUUAGCGGACGGCGAGAGUGACUGGGACGACGAUGAAUCGCGACCACCUCGCUUCAUCUGCAGGGGGCCGCAGGAAGAUGAGGUCAUCAUCUUCUCCGAGACUGGCUCGUGUCUGCAGCCAUGGCUGCUGGUCAAGAUAGGAGGCGCGACAGUGGGCACAGAGAUUCGCACAGCUUUGUUGACGUCGAUUGCAUCGGUGCCUUUGCAAGGGAAGCAGGCUGGAGCCAAGCACCAUUGUUCGGCCUUCGACACAGACCAGAUUACGUUGCUGCCAACGGUUGUCCGCAUGGAGCAGUGGCACGCCGGAUACCUGUUCUUCGACGGCCUUGGCCAGAUCUACCGUUUGCGAGACGAAGAGAUUAUGCUCGCAGAGCAUGCAUGGAUCGCCCCCAGUUUCGUCUCAAGUGCUUCGCAGCGGUUGGUGACGUUUACCUUUCACGAGGGUGAUGCAAAGCGUUCUUGCCUUUUCUCCGUGUUGGAGCGCUUCGAGUACUUCCAGAAGGCUUUUGGGCAAUGGCAAGAGGGCCAUUCUUCGGAGAUGUGCGUCGUUGACGUGGAGCCUGAGACCUUCGAUGUAUUCUUGCAAUACUUGCACUCGGGACGACUCGGGACGCUUCCGCUGCAAACCUGGGUUUCCUUGCUUCAGCUGGGCAACAUGUAUAUGAUGCACCAUUUGGUGGCUGUCAGCAUGGCGCGGAUCCUUGGCACUCUUGAUGAUGAAGAGCUUCUGGGCCAGGAGAAGCCAACUGUGCUUGCGGACCUGCUGGCUUUUGCCAGCAAGUGCGGGGACGUUUUCAAACGCAAGGUCAUGGACGCUAUCGCUUGCAACCGCUCCAGUCUUGUGGUGGACAGAGACUUCCUGGCACGGGUGUCGAGCAGUUCGGUCGAUGCGCUCUCUCAUUUGCUGGACUCGCUGUUGAAGCCAGACAGAUGCUUCGACUGCCCGGAGGCCAAGAGACGAAAGGCCCACCAGACUCGUCAAACGGCUCUUUGGAGACAUGCCAGCGAUGCGCCAUCAUGGAGCGGGCUUUGA
Messenger RNA from Symbiodinium necroappetens, 2017 nucleotides. NCBI's taxonomy places the organism in Eukaryota, Dinophyceae, Suessiales, Symbiodiniaceae. The record is from the annotation of a GenBank genome assembly.